This is a messenger RNA of Colletotrichum destructivum, 1423 nucleotides long. RefSeq lists its product as uncharacterized. The transcript has a single exon. Bases 1 to 663 code for a protein of 220 amino acids. Lineage: Eukaryota; Fungi; Ascomycota; Sordariomycetes; Glomerellales; Glomerellaceae. The record is from RefSeq and is a predicted model, not a curated record.
AUGACGCCGCCGCAACGCAACGCGGGCGGGCGAGGCGAGGCAAUUAUCAAUUAUUUAAAGGGGCCCGUCCGCCCGCCCCGCGAAGUCGCCGUGAUCCCUAAUGGCAGGGCGACCCGAAGUCCAUUACGCUUGAGCAACUCGGGCAGGACGAGUUGUUUUUUUUUGUGUACCCUUCCCUCUUUCUCUCUCUCUUUCUCUUUGGCUUUUCUGUUGAGGGAAGGGCAGACAGGAUCCCGGUUGGGACAUCCGACACACACACCCCUUCCCCCCUUCACCAUCACGGCGGCCUCCUCGUCUUGUUUCUCUCGUGGUUCAUCGUCUUUGGCUUCUAGUCCCGAUUCUACGGUGGUAAAAGUGUCGGUUUUUUCGAGGUUCGACCCUUCUCACCCUCCCCACAUCACGUGGCUUCGCCUUAUCACCACCCACUUUGUCGGUUAUCGGGCUUCGGCAACAUCCUCGACAAAUCGACAGUGUGUAGCAGGUGUGGCAGGCGUGGCAGAUGUCGACAAGUGGCCCGUUUUGAGGCCCUCCAACCCACCCAUCCACCCACACCCAGACUCGACCAACGACCUUUGCCAAACCCACACUUCCAUGCACCUCGUCUCAUCCGCCCUCUGCGCGCUGUCGCUGUCCUCGCCCUUCCCCCUCGACAUCACCAUCUGACCGACUGCUCUCGUAUCCCCCCCCCCCCUGGUUUCUAUUAUCAAUCGGCCUUAGCAACAUUUUCGGUCCCAUGAUCGGUUUCUCAUCCUCUGCUUUUCACGAUCCUCAUCUCCCGGCGCAACCCGGACCAACACAAACUCCCCUCCGCCGCAGCACACGAGAAACCUCCACCACCACCACCACCACCACCACCACCCCUCCGAGACUCCCUCUCGACACUUGACUUUCGAACUUCGGUCCUCGUUCCACCCCGGGAGCAAACAAGGUCCCUCCCUGUCCUUACGUAAAAGCAAUCACCUCCCCCCAAGUCUCGGAAUGGCAUUACCAUCGCGUAAUGGCCGAAGUCGAUCCCACGACGCCUUGACUCGUGCCAAGGGUGAUCGGGGCCAUAUGACCUCAUAUUUCCCACAGGACGUGACAACCCGACAUGAAGCAAGCGCAUCGGAUCGCGAUCCCGAUAUGGAACGAGGGAGGGGAGAGAGAGAGGAAGGGCCGACACGGAUUUCCGAUGCCGCGCUUGCGCUCCGAGGCGGCUUUGCUCGGCUUCUAGCGGUAUUCUCCGCCCGCGGACGCUGCUCCGAGCCGGGCGAAGCCGUGAGUAAAACUAGACGGUGAACGCCCAACGACACGUAACGAUGUGACGAUGUGACAAAUGUCCCAAGGAAACUCACGACAGCCUGCCUCACUUGACACUUGGCACUCGCCUGUGAACCGUGACCGUGACCAUAUGACAUGCGUGCUAAGAGUAUGAAUCUUGCUA